AUGCAAAGCAGGUUGAGUGCCCCCUCCUCCUCCUCCUCCUGUACCCUCCUCUUCUUCCUCUUCCCUUUCCUCCUCUUGCUCUUUUCUGUGCCGGCUGUGGUCCAUGGUGACUGCUGGCUUAUUGAAGGAGAUAAGGGUUACGUUUGGUUGGCCAUCUGUAGCCAAAACCAGCCGCCGUAUGAGACAAUUCCUCAGCACAUCAACAACACGGUGCAUGACCUGCGACUCAAUGAAAACAAGCUCAAGGCUGUGUUCUUCGCCUCGUUGAGUCGGUUCACCAACCUGACUGACCUGAACCUUACCAAGAACGAGAUCUCCUACAUCGAGGACGGCGCUUUUGCCGGACAGGCCAAUCUGCAGGUGCUGCAGUUGGGCUAUAACAAACUGACCAACCUGACGGAGGGCAUGCUGCGGGGUCUGGGGCGUCUGCAGUGCCUCUUUCUGCAACACAAUCUCAUCGAGGUCAUUGCCACCAACACCUUCUGGGAGUGUCCUAGCCUCAGUAGUCUGGACCUGUCCUCUAACAAGUUGGCCCAGUUGGAUCCAUCUACGUUCGGUGUGCUGGGCAGGCUGAUGGUGUGUGAGCUGGCUGGGAAUCCUUUCCACUGUGGCUGUGAGCUCUACGGCUUCCUGACUUGGCUGGAGUCCUUUAACAAUGUCACUCAUACCUACGACCGGCUGCAGUGCGAGACACCACGGGAGUUGUUUGGCUAUCCUUUGUUGAGUCCAGUUGCAGGCCAUGGACGAAGUGCACGUAACAUCCUCUCCUCCAUGUGUCGAGAUGGAGUGUUCAUCCCCGGAAUGACUUCCCUUCCUCCAGAUUUAGACUCCUCAGGAAUGGGGCCAGACAUGUUUGAUCGUACAGGGUCAUUCCAACAGCCAACAACCUCAUCCUCCUCUUCAGAAAACACGUACGGCCCCAGUAUCAAGCUCCAGCACGUGUCCCUCUCGACAGCCUCCCUGCUUGUGCAGAUUCCUCGGCCUUACAGCAAGAUGUACAUUUUGGUGCAGUACAACCAGAGCUUCGUGUCUGACGUCAUGAACCUGAAGAACAAGAAGGAGCUGAUAACCCUCAAAAAGCUCAAGCCUGACACUAAUUACACAUUCUGCGUGGCCUCUAUACGCAACUCUCAGCGCUACAAUCAUACAUGCCUGUUCUUCGCCACACGGGCUCCCAACCCAGAUGACUUGCUACCCACUCCAUCUACCACAACCCACUACAUAAUGACCAUUGUGGGAUGCUUGUUUGGGAUGCUCAUUGUCUUGGGACUGGUUUAUUAUUGUUUGCGGAAGCGUCGGAUACAGGAGGAGAAAGACAAGUCCAUUUGCGUGAAGAAGACCAUCCUGGAAAUGCGCUACGGGCCGGAGGUCGCAGCGGCAGCAGCAAAUGACCCCACGGCCAUUCAGAAGCUCCAUGAGCAGGCUCACCACCAGCAUCACCACAGUAAACUACCCAUGUCCUCCUCCUCAAGCUCGGGAAUGCUCGGUCAUGCCUCUGCGAACACCAGCUCCUCACGCCUGUCUUCCAUCCCACAGGUAGAGAAGAUGGCCACUGCGUUUUCUGAAGCCAUGGCCACUAAGGGCAACUACAUGGAUGUGAGGACCUCCAGUGCUGGAGAUGAGAGAGGCAGGGAUGGAGGUGCUGGCCAAGUUAUCAGGGAGGGAGACUUCAGGGAGGAGGACGAGAGUGACCCAGGAGAUGAUUCGGAUGAUGAUGGUCGAGGCUCUGCAUCCGAGAUAUCCACCAUUGCCAUGGAAGUUGACAAGGUAAAUCAGAUCAUCAACAACUGCAUCGACGCCCUGAAACUGGACUCUGCCAUCGUUGCUGCAGCCACUACUACAGCAGCAACCACAGCCGCAGUGAACCCCACCUCUCCUCCACCCACCUGCACAUCCUCCUUGACCAAGGGACUGAUCCCACUCUCCCCUGGUGUCACUGAGACCUGCCAAGUCCUCCCUUCACCCAAAAUCCCUCCUCCCCCACCUCUGCCUUUUUCUGCAUCCCUCACAGAGAGGCCUGGAAUAUCUGGAGGGGGCUUUGUAUCACCCCCUUACCGCCCUCCUCCACCAGCAACUGCAGUGCGACCAAUCCAGAGACAGAUGAGCGCUGACGCAGCUGUCAUCAUCAGCUCUUCCAAGAAGCACUGUGGAAGCGCUGGUAAAGGAGGUCGCGUUUACAGCCUAGAUGUUCCAGAGCCCUGCAGCCCAGAUCCCUGCCAGUACCCGGAAAAGGGCAGCCCUGUGGGGUGUGGCGAGCCCAUGGAGCGGCUCCCCCUGGUGGGUAGUAGUGGUAGUGGCAAUGCUGGCUGUAGUAUGGAUGGAGGUACUGCAGAUGGGAUGGCUUUGCAGCAGCACCUGGAGGUUCACCCAGACUACCAUUGCUCAGAGCAUCGGCACUCUGUCCCUGCUCUUUACUAUGAGGGUUCCCACGACUCCCUUGCUCAAAGGGCCUCCUUUCUCAAACCGUUAACCCGCACCAAGAGAGACACUACUUCCUACUCCCAACUCUCGCCUCGCCACCACAAUUACUCAGGCUACUCUUCAAGCCCUGAGUAUUCUUCAGAGAGCACACUUCGCAUAUGGGAGCGAUUGCGUCCGUAUAGGAAGGGCCCACGCGAAGAGGCCUGUUAUGUCACUGCCGGAAAUGCCUUGCGCAAGAAGGUCCAGUUUGCCAAGGGUGAGGACUUGCACGAUAUCCUUGACUACUGGAAGGGUGUGUCAGCACAGCAAAAGCUGUGA
This is a messenger RNA of Chanos chanos (milkfish), 2739 nucleotides long. RefSeq names its product extracellular leucine-rich repeat and fibronectin type III domain containing 2b (gene elfn2b). The transcript has a single exon. The record is from RefSeq and is a predicted model, not a curated record. NCBI's taxonomy places the organism in Eukaryota, Metazoa, Chordata, Actinopteri, Gonorynchiformes, Chanidae. Gene Ontology annotation, molecular function: protein binding. Gene Ontology annotation, cellular component: plasma membrane. Bases 1 to 2739 code for a protein of 912 amino acids.